This is a messenger RNA of Sphaerodactylus townsendi, 2764 nucleotides long. RefSeq names its product citramalyl-CoA lyase (gene CLYBL). Lineage: Eukaryota; Metazoa; Chordata; Lepidosauria; Squamata; Sphaerodactylidae. The coding region runs from base 19 to 1065 and encodes 348 amino acids. Gene Ontology annotation, molecular function: (S)-citramalyl-CoA lyase activity. Gene Ontology annotation, biological process: regulation of cobalamin catabolic process. The record is from RefSeq and is a predicted model, not a curated record. The transcript has 8 exons.
CACGCCGCCGCCGGAGAAAUGAUGGCGACGGCGAUGAGGAUGACGAGAGCAGGACUGCAUUGUCUCUCGGCGGCGGGUUCGAGCCUGAGGAGGUGGAGAUUAAAGAAUUCUCUUCUGUCUGUUGCCAUUUUUAAGCUUGAUUUUCACUGGACACAGUCUCGUAACUACAUACCUAGGAGAGCUGUUCUGUAUGUGCCGGCUGAUGAUGAGAGAAAGAUACAAAAAAUUCCAUCUCUCAAGGUGGAUUGUGCAGUGUUGGAUUGUGAAGACGGAGUUGCUCUAAAUAGAAAAGGAGAAGCACGAACAACUACUAUGAAAGCACUUCAAGGAUUUGAGUUUGGUCAGACAGAAAAGUGUGUAAGGAUCAAUUCAGUGUCCAGUGGUCUGGCUGAAGAAGACAUGAAGGUCAUUUUGGUGUCCAACGUUCUUCCUACAAGUCUGAUGCUACCUAAAGUUGAAAAUGUAGAAGAAAUAAGAUGGUUUACAGAGAAAUUUGCAAGCCUCACAAAAGGUCGAACACUUGUGGAACCCAUGCGUUUCAUCCCUUUUGUAGAAACAGCAAUGGGGCUGCUCAAUUUUAAGGCCAUUUGUGAAGAAACACUGAGAACAGGAUCUCGGGCUGGCCUUCAUUUGGAUGCAGUAGUCUUUGGAGGAGAAGAUUUUCGUGCCAGCAUAGGUUCAACGAGUAGUAAAGAUACCCUUGAUAUUCUUUAUGCCAGGCAAAAAAUUAUUGUCACAGCAAAAGCUUUUGCGUUGCAGGCCAUAGAUCUUGUAUACAUUGACUUCCAAGAUGAAGAAGGGCUCCGGAAGCAAUCAAGGGAGGGCGCUUUAAUGGGCUUUACUGGUAAGCAGGUGAUUCACCCUAAGCAAAUUGCUGUUGUCCAGGAAGAGUUCUCACCCAGCCCUGAAAAAAUCAAGUGGGCACACGAACUGAUGGCUGCGUUUGAUGAACAUCAGCACAAAGGAAAGGGUGCCUUCACUUUCCGUGGCAGCAUGAUCGACAUGCCAUUACUGAAGCAGGCCCAGAACAUUGUUACGCUUGCCACAGCCAUCAAGAAAAAAUGAUCUGCUAAAUGAACCUUCCUCCUAGGGGGGCUCCAAGAGCUGUUUAAAGAAUUAUAUAAUACUUGGAGGAAGAAAAAAAACCCUGCAACAGUUCACACUUCCAGCAGAACUCUACGUGCGUGUCCUGCAAAAUGCCAUAUAUUUUCUUAUUCGCUUUCAGGGAAUAGACCUUGUCACAGACCAGGGUGGUAAGAUAUAACCCCUUCCUUUCCCAACCAGAGCUGAGGGGCAUGUUCACAGUAUGGGAUUUGGGGAGGGGGGUAUCAUCAAAGCCUCUGGGUGUGUUUUGGGUGGGAGGGAUUGCUGCUGUGUCAUUUCUAUCUGAGAAACAGGCCCAUUAAAAAUCAAUAAAAGGGUGGGAAAACGACAAGGUCUAACUAAUUCCAUUUUUGACUGGGCAAGUGUUCUCUUCAGAAGGAUGCCCUGAACAAGGGCAGUUGGUCAGAGUACGAUGCUGCCUGUCCCUCUUCUAUCCAACAAAAACACAGGAAUCUUCUUUGCAUCACCCUUAUAAGAAAUAGAAAUGUUUUGGCAAAGGCCAGUGUAGGCUGUAGUGUCAUUCAUAGACACUGACUUUGAAGCAACCCUAAUCAUUUGUAUUGUUGAAGGUGUUCACAGCCGGACUCAACUGGUUGUUGUGGGCUUUCCAGGCUGUCUACCAGACCACGGCCACACGGCCCGGAAAGCCCACGACAACCCCCUAAUCUUUUGGCCCUUUGCAUUUAAGAAUUACAAAAAGGAGAAGUGAUACACCAGAUUUUUUGGCCGUUUUCACUGCUGAGAGAGUGUAGGAAAGACAUUGUGCUUUCUAUGCACCUCUUCAAGGUACAGGAACUCCUCAGAAUCUAGACUGGACCCCUGCCUUCCCAACCCGAGCUUCCUUAAAUCUUAAAGCACAUUUGCCUUUUGUUCUGGAUUAAUUAAUCCAAAAUAACCACCAUCCCUCCAUUCUGACCUGACGGCCGUUAAUGGAUUAGACUCACCAUUCAUGCUCUUAGAGUGCAAACUCAACACCACUUAAUGUGGAUUAGUCACCCCUUAAGAAGUCUUCAGCCAACCCUUUGUGCUUGUAAUCAGGGAGGAUUUAGAGUCAUCUGGAACAUUACUUUUCAGGAGCUGCUGAUCACAGUAACCCAUGCACACAUGCAUGCCUGUGUCAGUGCUGAAAACUUUUUCAAACGUGCCCCUCGGCAUUGAAGUCUAUACAUCCAAAGUUACAAAAACGCACGGGUUGUUGUUAUGUGAUUCACAAACCCUAAAACCCUGUCAGAUUGCUUUGUUACCACAAGCAUCUGUGAUCAGUUUAUGAACCUGCUCGUAUAUUACUGGGGAAUUUAAUUUGCACUACCGUUCUGACGCAUUUGUGUGCUCUGCGUUGCUGCUGUUGUCCUCACAUAAGGCAAGAGCUGUAGACUUAUUGAAAUCUCCAAUGUUCAGCAGGCUCUUUUGCUCACUAUAUGUUAAACACGGCUUUCAAAUACACCCUUCGGCCACCUGUUCCCACUUCACAUGGCCUGUUUCCAAUACCCUCUGAAGUCAUGGAGGGAAAGGUGGGAGCUCCCUCUUUAGACCAGUGGUUUUUUUAUUGUUUCCACACAGUGUUAUUGGUACAGGUUGAUUCUAAACUAUAUGCAUGGAGAACAGCAAAAAUGGAUUAAAAAUCUGUAAAACACUGUGAAAUUGCUUUACAUGCAGCUAG